Talpa occidentalis (Iberian mole) is the source of this 4179-nucleotide messenger RNA. RefSeq names its product transducer of ERBB2, 2 (gene TOB2). The record is from RefSeq and is a predicted model, not a curated record. NCBI's taxonomy places the organism in Eukaryota, Metazoa, Chordata, Mammalia, Eulipotyphla, Talpidae. Bases 478 to 1515 code for a protein of 345 amino acids. Gene Ontology annotation, cellular component: cytoplasm; nucleus. Gene Ontology annotation, molecular function: transcription corepressor activity. The transcript is spliced from 2 exons. Gene Ontology annotation, biological process: regulation of gene expression.
CCCCGACCACCCGCCCCCCGCGCAUUCGAAUCCUGUCGUGCUCCACGCUGGGCGCUUUGGGUGUUCAGGCUCGCGUUGCCCGAGUGUCUCUACAGGUACUCGUGGCCUGGGCCUGGACGCGCUCCUUCGCCACUAGCCCCUCUUUCUAUGUUAAAACUCAUCCUUUUCUUUAAAAACCUUCCUUCGCGUUCUUGUCACAAGGUCUCUGUAGUCUGUAUUAUAUACCUUCUGCGACAGCCCCCUUCCAGCUUCAAGCCGUCUUUCCUCCACUCUCUUUGCCGCUUCUCAAGUAUUUGUUCUUUAAAACACACAUCAGCCCGAGGGACCUGAACCCAGGAUUAGUUUUGCUACUGGAAGUGAACACGUGAAGGGGGAUAAGAUGGCUAUCCGGAUCCCAAAGCUGCCUCCGCACGUCUCCCGACGCUGCCCUGGGCUUCCGCACGUGCCCUGCACUGACUCGCUGCCUGGGAGAGGACCAUGCAGCUGGAGAUCAAAGUGGCCCUGAACUUCAUCAUCUCCUACUUGUACAACAAGCUGCCCCGGCGCCGGGCAGACCUGUUUGGGGAGGAGCUAGAGCGACUCUUGAAGAAGAAGUACGAAGGCCACUGGUACCCUGACAGGCCGCUGAAGGGCUCCGGCUUCCGCUGUGUCCACAUCGGUGAGCUCGUGGACCCCGUGGUGGAGCUGGCUGCCAAGCGGAGUGGCCUGGCAGUGGAAGAUGUGCGGGCCAAUGUGCCUGAGGAGCUGAGCGUCUGGAUCGACCCUUUCGAGGUGUCCUACCAGAUCGGGGAGAAGGGGCCCGUGAAAGUGCUGUACCUGGGUGACGGCGAGGGCUGCGUGGCCCCAGAGCUGGACAAGGAGAUCAAGAGCAGCUUCAACCCGGAGGCGCAGGUGUUUGUGCCCAUUGGCAGCCAGGAUAGCUCCUUGGCCAGCUCCCCGUCGCCCUCCUUUGGCCAGUCCCCCAGCCCCACCUUCAUCCCCCGCUCUGCCCAGCCCAUCACCUUCACCACGGCCUCCUUCGCUGCCACCAAGUUCGGCUCCACCAAGAUGAAAAAGGGGGGUGGGGCAGCGAGUGGGGGUGGUGUGGCCAACGGCGGGGCGGGUGGCCAGCAGCCCCCGCAGCAGCAGCCUCGCCUGGCCCGCUCUCCCACCAACAACCUGCUGAAGCACAAGAGCCUCUCUCUGUCUAUGCACUCGCUGAACUUCAUCGCGCCCACGCCAGCGCCUCAGUCCCAGCUCUCGCCCAACGCCAAGGAGUUUGUGUACAACGGCAGUGGCUCCCCCAGCCUCUUCUUUGACGGGGCCGAUGGCCAGGGCAGUGGCGCCCCGGCCCCCUUCGGGGGCAGUGGGGCUGGCACCUCCAACAGCAGCAGCUUUGACGUGGCCCAGGUAUUCGGAGGCAGCGCCAACAGCCUCUUCCUGGAGAAGACCCCCUUCGUGGAAGGCCUCAGCUACAACCUGAACACCAUGCAGUACCCCAGCCAGCCCUUCCAGCCCGUCGUGCUGGCCAACUGACCGCGCCUGCCUGCAGGGCCAGAAGCACCCAAGACCACAGAGAAAGAGAAAGGAAAGGAAAGGCCAAAAAGAGAGGAAAAGAAAAAUAUACGAAAAGAUUCCCGGUCGUCUUACUCUCACUGCUAGAAAGAGAUGCAGCCCAGGCAUGGAGUGGGAGCGGCUCCUGGAGCACCAUCGAGUUUGACUCACCCCCUGCUGCGUUCCUGCCUGCCUCCGAUUUAUUUGGUUGAUUUGGGUUUUAUAUUUUUUUUUACAUGUAGUUUUCUAUAUAACAUCUUUAAUUAGUGGCUUCCUGUGCUAAGAAUGGUCCAGAUGUGAAUUGCUGCUCCCUGCUGCCUCCCUCCCUCCUCCACACCGCCCCGCUGGGGAUCGGUGUGUCCAGCUCCAGGGAAGGACGAGCUGCAGCUGGGGCCUGGUCCUCCCCAGAGCAGGGCGGGCUGCCCUGGGUCACUGCCUCUGUCACCUUAUCCUCUCAAAGCCAUCCAACCUCAGCAGGCCCUCGGGCCCUGCCACCCAGAUAGGUCUGACCCCGACCCCAACCCCCACUCUCAGGCCUGGGCCGCGGGGAGCUGCUGGCUGGCUGCUGGCCAUUGGACUCGCUCUCCCUAAGCUGACGUCUGUGGCUCUAGUGGGUUCCUUUCAUCUCGGUCCUGUGGCCCUUCACUACCGUCCCCGCCGGCCCAUGCUUUGUGGCCCUGGAGAUCAUCAUUCAUACAUAUGGCCUCUCUCGUGGAGCCUCUUCUUCGGGCUUCCUGUUGUGGGUCGGGUGGGGCGUGCGUGUGCGUGUGUGUAUGUGUGCGUGCACACGCGCGCGCACACAAGUAUGUCUGUCCAAGGUUUGCUGUCCUGUUUUAGAGGAUUCCAAGCCAUGUGAAACUUCCCCUCUGGAUGUGAUUCGGGGUUGCAGCAAGUGCUUACUAGGCGUGAGCUUGGAGUUGGGCCGGGCUGUCCGUCAGUCCUGCGGUGGGUCCGUGUGGUGGAGCGAGAUGACGACUGAGCCUGAGACACUCCCGGGAAGGCACUGCAGGAGGAACCGGUCUCCAGACCGUGAUGGGAUCUGCACUUUUGUUAGUUUUUGACCAAAAAGGAGGGGGUCGUGUAACUGAGGGGCUGCUAAGGAUACCCCAACCUCCAAUGCCUAAGAGAAGCCCCUGGGCUCAGACUCCCCUGGUGUGAGAUCUUGGCCCAGAGCGGGAGCCUGGGUCAGUGCCUGUGGCAGGCAACCCUGAGCCUCAAGUUGAAACCUGGUCUGGGGGUGGCAGGUGCUGUUCCAGUACCUUUUGCCCCUGCCUCCUUGAGCACCCCUUGGCACCUCCUACCGUUCCCUCUCCAUGCACUGCCCACCCCUGCCGCGCCCUCGCUGCGCUGCUGCGAGGCCGCCGGUGGUGGCUGGGCUGUAGAGGAGCGCCAGGACCCCACCUCCCCCGGCAGAGAAGUGCCCCGCUUCCACACCGUGAUGCUUGGCAAGUGGGGCGUGGGACACCAGGUCGCCCGUCACCAGAAGUUACCAAAGUCCUUGGCACCCCGCCCCCUCCACCUCCCCAGUGACCCUGUGUGGGCAACUGCUGGGACAGUGGGUCCCACCUGAACAGACACUGCCAGCCUGCUCCUGCGGUGGCUCCAGCUCUACCUCCCCCACAGGGCAAGGCCCUGGCUCCGCCUGGCACCAUCUGUCCCUAGACUUCUCAGGGGCCAGCUCAGUCUGGGGCGCCCUCCCCCUUCGGCUCCCACCCAGGUGACCGGCCCAGGCGGGUGGCUGCUCUCCGGAGAAGACUGGAUGCUGCCUGGCGGCCCUUCCUGCCGCCUCCCCCCGCCCGCACACAGGUACCCGCCCGAACCCCGGUUGGCUUGAGUCUCACCACAUGCAGGGAGGGGGAGAUGGGCCCCUGGCGUCUUGAAAUAUGAAGAAAGUGUGUUCAGGAGCGUGACUCCAUGCCGGGCCCUCGCGCUCGGUGCCGUCUGUCGUCUCAGAUCUUGGCAUUUUUUGCUUCCAUUUUAUUUUUUUUAAGAAAACAAAAACAGAAAUCUGCACUAAUUUACCUGGUUUCGUAGGAAAAUUUUUUUUUAUUUUUUACAUUUUUUGGUGUCCGUUUGUAUUGAAUAAUUUGCUACAUUUGUAAGAUGUAAGAGGUAUAUAUAAUAUAUGUAUAUUUCUAACGUAAAAACGUAAUUUUUUUCUUUUCAAGAUUUUUUCUUAAAAAGAGGAGAGAAACAGAUAUUUUUUCAGGAAAAACAAACUUUAAAAUAAAAAAAGGAGAAUAAAACCCUUUUCUCCCCGGCCCCCAUCCUCUCUCUGUUACCCUCUUUCCCAGGAACAAAUCAAAAGGGUGGAUCGUCUUGUAAAGAAUGUAAACUUCUAGUCCAGAAUGAUGUAUUUUUCUCAAUGCAGUGAGCGAUAGAGUCUCUAGUGUGACCCCCAGGAGGGGCCGGGGGGCCUUGAGGCGGCGCGGAGAGGAGCUCGGGAGCGGGGCGGGGAGCCCGCUUCUCUCGUGAAGGAGGAAUACAAUCAGGCGUUUUGUAUUCAGAAAGUUGUGCAAUAUUUUGGAAUGGGACAUUGGUGUGUUUAGAGAUUUAGUUUAAAAACAAAACAAAAAGAUUGAUCAAAUCUGUACAGUUUAUAUUGUUCCAGAUUUUUUUAAGUUUGUAUUAAAAGCAUGAUAUAUA